Molecule: messenger RNA, 1809 nt
Organism: Pochonia chlamydosporia 170
Lineage: Eukaryota; Fungi; Ascomycota; Sordariomycetes; Hypocreales; Clavicipitaceae
Product: oligopeptide transporter
Exons: 3
Coding region: 1-1809 (602 amino acids)
Biological process (GO): oligopeptide transport; transmembrane transport
Cellular component (GO): membrane
Molecular function (GO): dipeptide transmembrane transporter activity
Source: RefSeq, a predicted model, not a curated record
AUGGCGACAAAGUCAAGCCUCGAAAUCACCAAUGGUGGAUCACUGGUAGAGCCCGUCCCCGGCGGCAAUGAUGGACACGAUUCAGACAACAACGAAAAAGAGGAUCUCCUGAAGCCGUUUCCAACAGAAGAUGACUGGGCUACUCUUCCUCGGGUGCCGGGUACUAUUCCCUGGACUGCUUGGACGGUUGCCUUUGUUGAGUUUGCGGAGCGGUUCUCGUAUUACGGAACCAGCGCUGUUUUUGUAAACUUCAUUCAAAAGGGUUUGCCGCCUGGUUCUACAACUGGCGCGGGUUUCCUGAAGAAGCCAGGAUCAGGCGCUCUCGGUUUCGGACAACGAGCAUCAACUGGUAUGACGACGUUCAACCAGUUCUGGUCAUACUUCACCCCGUUGUUUGGUGCCUACUUGGCAGAUCAGUAUUGGGGUCGCUACCUCACGAUUCAAUAUUCCAAUAUUGCUGCUCUUAUUGGACACGCUAUCCUGAUCAUCUCUGCCAUCCCUCCGGUUAUUGUUCAUCCAAAUGCAGCAAUAGGCGUCUUUUCAGUUGGCCUCAUUGUAAUGGGCAUAGGAACGGGAGGAUUCAAGUCAAACAUCUCCCCACUGAUUGCUGAACAGUACAAGGACUCCAAGGCGUAUGUGAGAGUAAACAAGAACGGCCAGAGAGUGAUUGUGGACCCGGCUGUUACAACGGCACGAAUCUACAUCUACUUUUACUUGUUGAUCAAUCUCGGCUCCCUUACAGGAUCCCUAGCCAUGGUGUAUUCGGAGCAUUUUGUCGGCUUUUGGCUCUCAUUUACUCUCCCCACAAUCUGCUAUCUUGUUUGUCCUGGUGUGCUCUUGUACUUCAAGAAGACAUACAAGCUGUCUCCUCCGACCGGAUCCGUCAUGGGCAAGGCGUGGAAGCUGUUUCGAUUAGCCUACAAGAAGAGCAAGAGCAUUCGCGAUCCGGAAUUCUGGCAGCGCGUCAAGCCCAGCGAAAUUCGGGCUCGCGGAGAACCAGUACCGGAGUGGAUGACCUUUGACGACGAGUGGGUUGACGAGGUCAAGCGUGGCAUUCUCGCUUGCAAGGUCUUUCUCUGGUACCCAUUGUAUUGGCUUGCCUACAACCAAAUGACGAACAAUCUGGUGUCUCAAGCCAAUACCAUGAUCCUCGGUUCGACCCCAAAUGACAUCGUAUCGAAACUUAACCCCAUUUUCAUUGUUAUUGUCAUCCCGAUCAUGGACUUUAUCAUCUACCCUCUGCUUCGCAAAUGUGGUGUGAACCUCACGCCAAUUAAAAAGAUCACAGCCGGAUUUGUACUUGCCUCCAUGGCCAUGGUGUCUGCAUGCGUCACACAGGCAUACAUCUACAAGUUGUCCAAGUGCGGGGAUAACAUUAAUGCGUUGACCAAGGGUGGAAGAACAGACUGCACUGCCCCGAUAUCUGUUUGGGUACAGGUCUUCCCGUAUGGCUUGAUUGGCAUGUCGGAGGUCCUUGCAUCGAUUACAAAGCUGGAAUAUGCCUACACCAAAGCCCCUCAGAAUAUGAAGUCAACCGUACAGGCCAUCGCGCUGUUCACCUCUGCUGUCUCCUCCGCUCUUGGUCAGGCACUUGUCGGCUUGUCUGAGGAUCCCCUUCUCGUCUGGAACUACGGCUCAGUUGCAGUUGUCGCCAUGAUUGGCGGUAUCGGCUUCUAUUUGACGUUCCGCAAAGCUGACUUGCACGAGGACGCCAUGAAUAACCAGAAGGAGAGUACCUUCUUGGGAAACAGUGAAGGGCAAGUUGAAUCAGUAGCUCCAACCAAGACUGAGAAGCAAAGCUCAGCAUAA